Scheffersomyces stipitis CBS 6054 is the source of this 999-nucleotide messenger RNA. Its product is annotated as TFIIH complex subunit. Gene Ontology annotation, cellular component: transcription factor TFIIH holo complex. The coding region runs from base 1 to 999 and encodes 332 amino acids. The transcript has a single exon. Lineage: Eukaryota; Fungi; Ascomycota; Pichiomycetes; Serinales; Debaryomycetaceae. The record is from RefSeq and is a predicted model, not a curated record.
AUGGAUACUCCCCCAACUCCUGUGCACCCGGCCGCCAACGAAGAGGUAGCCAGUUUGCCUACUGGUGAACUUCCGCAAACUACAUUGGCCGAUAUCGACCUCAACCCAGAUUUGUACGAUUCGGACUACCCAGACAGCACUACCAGCCUUCCCACUGUAGCCUCAGCUGCCGCAAUUGGGCAAGACUCGGCCACUGCUGCUCCAACCAGUAUAUCUAAUACAUCUACUGGUAAUCGCUGGCCAAGUCGAGCCACCGUUUCCAUGCAAGAAAUGGACUCGGAAACCAGCUUUCAAGAUGUAGAUUUGGAAUUGAAGCAGUUUACAUUUCCGUUUGACGAAGGCUACGCAAUCCUCAGGCUGGACUUUGAUGCUGCUCCGGUAAUAGCUGCUAUAUCCAAUCAACAGCAGAGCAAGUUAGUCAAUUACAUUGAUGAGAAUUUGCUUCAGAUCCAGCGUAAAUUUAUUCGUAACCAGACUGAAGUAAUAGAAUUUUAUUCAUUCAGUAAUCUCUUGGCUGAAUUGGAGGCGAUCGUCAAUCUUCUCUGGACUUCAAUACACAAGAAGAAUGAACUAUUCGGUCAGGUCGAAUACUAUAUCAAACUCCUAGGAGAUCUAGAAGACUAUCUAUCCCAUUACGAAUCCAUCUUUGAUGAUCAUAUCGAUGAACGAAAUGUCAAAAUUGACAAUGUCAAACUUUUGUACUUCUUUACAUUCUUUCAAAAAAUCGAUCUUCAGUUAUCUGUUGUAAUCGACGGCUACGUUGCAUCUUCAGGAAAGCCCCAGAAGGCUAAUAGCACCCAACUUAUUCGUAUAAUUCCUAUAGUAUCACGCUUGAGAGUACUCAUAGUGUCGAAAUUGGAACCAAUAAGGAUAAAACUCAACCGUCUUCUUGAGAAACCGCCAAAUAGACACAUCCAGAGCGACGCCCAGAAGCUACUAAACCUCCUUGAGCUCGAGGUGUCCAGACUCUUCGAAGGUAUUCUUGAUCGAAGUUUCUAG